Xyrauchen texanus (razorback sucker) is the source of this 2144-nucleotide messenger RNA. RefSeq names its product insulin-like 3. Gene Ontology annotation, biological process: adenylate cyclase-inhibiting G protein-coupled receptor signaling pathway. Gene Ontology annotation, molecular function: G protein-coupled receptor binding; hormone activity. The coding region runs from base 906 to 1367 and encodes 153 amino acids. The transcript is spliced from 2 exons. Gene Ontology annotation, cellular component: extracellular region. Lineage: Eukaryota; Metazoa; Chordata; Actinopteri; Cypriniformes; Catostomidae. The record is from RefSeq and is a predicted model, not a curated record.
CUUUGUUUACAUUGCACUCAAUGUUUUCAGGAACAUCUUUAUUUUUCAUCUCCUCAGAAAACAAUCUAAGCACUGAGGAAGUAUGUAAACUACUAUCAGUGAGAAGUCAAAUGAUCUGACUUAAUGUCAAAUAGGAUUUAACGAUCAAGAGGUCCCGUGAUGCCAGUGUUAUGAGUGAAAUGUUCAACACAAAUUAAGGGAAUAUAAAGACAAGAGGCCUUAUCCAUUGCAUGUUAGUAGCCUUUGUUUUGCAGGAAAGGUUAUCCUCUGAAACAACAGCAGGGAAUUACUGCAUAAUGGUCAAUUAUGGGAUGAUCUGGUAAAUUUAGACAACACUGGAAUAACUAAUGUGCUUAUUUAGGGCAACCAAAAAACACUCUGCCAAAUAUCUGUGUUCAUUUGAUUUUGAAUCCCAAAGGAAAGGAUGAAUUAUAGAGAAAUAAAUAAUUUAAUAAUUAGUAUGUGAAAGUAAAGUACUUCAAGAAAUCGCUAUAGUAUCCAGAUUGUCUUGCACAAUCUUUAUUGUUAAAGAUUUUGUGUAAGUAUAAUAUGAAACAAUGAUCUUUCAUCAACUAAUUUCUAUGAAUUCUUUUCUUUACAGUGGUGUUUGUCACCAAAAUACAUAAUAUUUGACUGGCCAUCACAACUUUCCUUGGCCCCAGGCAAUUCCAUCUAUCAUAGCUGACAUGUUUUAUCUGAAUUAAGUUCCAGCCUUGAAGGACUCAAAGAUCAGAACAUGAUUUUCUGCAAUCAAGGCCAAAUGGAUUCUUCUGAAAUCAUGCAUGCCAAAAGCCCGAAUGGCAUCCUAUGAUGGGGGUAUAAAACCCCACAGACUGGUCUUGGCAGGUACCCUGUAGUACUUGAGCACAAGUAAAUUUGCCAAAUUUAUCAUCCCAAGAAACAACAUGAACAUAAAGUGGUUUGCAUUUUUAGCUUUUUUAAUCCUUCUCAAAAGUUCCCAGACUAACAGUCAAGAUGUACGGGUGAAGCUUUGCGGUCGUGAGUUCAUUCGGAUGGUUGUCACAUCGUGUGGGAGCCCUCGACUUAAACGGCAAGCGUCUGAUUCCUACCAUCCCUUCGCAAACCUCCAGUGGAGUCUUAAAAAUUGGCUCUAUAGAGAUCUCUUUGCAUACCAGAAAGGGACCCUGGCUGGUGAAGACAAGCAGUGGAGAGAACAUGACUCCCCUGAGAGUGUGACAGAGCAGCCAGCCUCCCACCACCACAUGAGCCCACCAGCAGAGCUUCUGGAACACUCCACCACUGUGCAGGAUCUGAGCAUGUCAUCCAGGACCCGCCGCGAUGUUGGACCAGCAGGCGUGUGCUGUACUUCGGGAUGUACUAUGAGUGAACUGAUUCAGUACUGCUAAAACUCAUGGCAGCUCCCCCUUUCUCCUUGCUCAGAUGUCUUCUACCCCAAAGAACUUUGGAGGCUGUGUGGCAUUAAAUUAUGCUUCAUGAAAAACGGUUUCUUUAAAGUUACCUUAAAGAGUUAUUCAAUCCGAAAACGUAAAUUCUGUUGUCAUUUACUCGCCCUCAUCUUCUUCCUAACUUGUAGGGCUUUCUUUUGUUCUGUGAAACACAAGAGGAAACAUUUUGGAGAAUGUUGAUGCCGCUCAAUGAAUGUGAAUAGUGACUGAGGCAGUCAACAUUCUGCCUAGCAUUUUCUGUUGUGUUCCACGGAAUAAAGAAAAACAUACAGGUUUAAUUUUGGGUGAACUAUCCCUUUAAGUGCGUAUCACGAGUGUUAAUACAGGUAUCUAAGAAAUUGUGAUUAUUCACGGGGAGAGUGUUGUUUAAUAUAGCAUGGUGAAGCUUUGGUGAUGGUAUUCUUCUUGUAAAUGUUAAUUAUAUAAAGCACAGGGAUGAUUAGUUGUUAAAUAUAUUUAAAAAGAUUUUAGGCUUUGUGGCUUAUUUCUUUUCUGGAUUAAUAGACUAGUUGUUUUUGACUCCAGGAUUUCAGUAUGACAGGUAACGGUGAGAGGGCCCUUGCUGCAGUGAAUGCAAAGAUACAGCUAAUGUUUUGUCUAAUCUUUGGUGAAUUACUUAUUUAGAUGAUAAGUGACUGAAUUUAAAGUUUGUAUAUUUGGUCUAUGUAGUGAAUAAUCAUAAAAAAGGCUUCCUGUAUUUUCAACAUAAGAGCAGUU